GAUGAAAUUCAAUUGUUGGUAAAAUAAUUUUGUCUAAAACAGUUGUCUUGUAGCAUUGUUGCAUUUAAAUCUCUUCAAUGUGUAUUGUGGACCUGCCUGCUAAGGAUGGAGCAAUUAUCAGAUGAAGAGCUUGACCAUGGUGCAGAAGAAGACAGUGAUAAGGAAGAUCAGGAUCUGGACAAGAUGUUUGGAGCCUGGCUAGGAGAACUGGACAAACUCACACAGAGUUUGGAUUCAGACAAGCCUGUGGCACCAGUGAAGAGAUCACCUCUCCAUCAAGAAACCAACCUUGCCAACUUCUCUUAUCGUUUCUCCAUGUACAAUUUGAAUGAAGCUCUGAAUCAGGGGGAGACUGUGGAUCUAGAUGCACUCAUGGCUGAUCUCUGCUCCAUAGAGCAGGAACUCAGCAGCAUUGGGUCUCAUUCAGCAAAUAAUACUGCAGUGAAACGCCUUGCCACAGAAUCCAAAGUUCAGAAACCACCUAGUAGCCGUCCUUCUACUAAGCAUGGCAGUAUGAAAGGAUUAUCCUCUUCAUCUGGUAAGGUUACUAAACCAUCACAUGCCAACGUUUCUUUGGAUGACAUCACUGCACAAUUAGAGAAAGCUUCUUUGAGCAUGGAUGAGGCAGCCCAGCAGUCUGUAGCAGAAGAUGCCAAACCAGUAGUUAAUGCCCAGCACAGGAGGACAGCAUCUGCUGGCACAGUGAGUGAUGCUGAGGUGCGCUCAAUCAGUAACUCCUCCCGUUCCAGCAUAACUUCUGCAGCUUCCAGCAUGGACUCUUUGGAUAUUGAUAAGGUGACAAGACCUCAAGAACUGGACUUAACAUCACAAGGGCAACCAAUCACCGAGGAGGAACAGGCUGCUAAACUGAAAGCUGAGAAGAUUAGAGUGGCGUUAGAGAAGAUUAAAGAAGCACAAGUGAAAAAGUUGGUGAUCAGAGUCCACAUGUCUGAUGACAGCUCAAAAACAAUGAUGGUGGAUGAGAGGCAGACAGUGAGACAAGUAUUAGACAAUCUGAUGGACAAAUCACAUUGUGGUUAUAGUUUAGACUGGUCGUUGGUGGAAACCAUCUCUGAAUUGCAGAUGGAAAGGAUCUUUGAAGAUCAUGAAAAUUUAGUUGAAAAUCUUCUCAAUUGGACGAGAGACAGUCAAAACAAGCUAAUGUUCGUGGAACGUAUAGAGAAAUACGCACUUUUUAAGAAUCCCCAGAACUAUCUCCUGGGGAAAAAAGAAACCUCUGAGAUGGCAGACAGAAAUAAAGAGGUGCUGCUAGAGGAAUGUUUCUGUGGAAGUUCUGUAACUGUGCCAGAAAUUGAAGGAGUUCUGUGGCUGAAAGAGGAUGGUAAGAAAUCUUGGAAGAAACGUUACUUUCUUCUACGAGCUUCAGGAAUCUACUAUGUUCCUAAGGGGAAGGCAAAGGUCUCGCGGGAUCUCGUGUGCUUUCUACAGCUAGAUCAUGUCAACGUUUACUACGGACAGGACUAUCGGAACAAAUACAAAGCUCCCACAGACUACUGCUUAGUGCUGAAGCAUCCUCAGAUCCAGAAGAAAUCCCAGUAUAUCAAGUAUCUUUGCUGUGAUGAUGUAAGAACUCUACACCAAUGGAUCAAUGGCAUCCGCAUUGCUAAGUAUGGGAAGCAACUGUAUAUGAACUAUCAAGAUGCACUAAAGAGAACAGAAUCGGCAUAUGACUGGACUUCCUUGUCUAGCUCCAGUAUCAAGUCAGGCUCCAGCUCAUCUAGUUUGCCAGAAUCUCAAUCAAAUCAUUCUAAUCAAUCUGACAGUGGAGUUUCUGACACCCAGCCAACUGGACAUGUCCGUUCCCAAAGUAUUGUCAGCUCCAUGUUCUCUGAGGCCUGGAAGCGAGGCACGCAACUGGAGGAAUCCAGCAAGGUGCGAAUGGAGCCUGCAGGUCGGCCCUUCAUCUCUGUUGCACCUCCUGUGUCCCCACAGACAAAAGUGGUGACCCCCUAUUCAGCAUCACAGCCAUCCCCCCCACUACCCCCUCCCCCCCCUCCUCCUCCUCCGCCACCACCUCCUCCUCCUCCUCCGCCACCUCCGCUCCCCAGCCAGGCCGCCCCAUCUGCUGCCUCACCUGCUGCCAUGUUUGUUAAGUACAGCACCAUCACCAGGCUGCAGAAUGCUGCCCAGCACGGUGGGCCUUUUUCCAAGGCCCCUGCUGCUGCACAGCAGCCCCCCCUGCCCCCUCCAUCCUCAGGCAAGCCUCAGAUACUGGUGCCGCCCAAUGGAGUCAUGCCACCUCCCCCCCCUCCUCCUCCUCCCCCCACACCGGGCUCAGCCAUGGCACAACUGAAGCCGGCACCUGUUGCCCCCUCUGUACCACAGUUCACACCUCCACCACCCCCUCCCAAAAUCCAUCAGGUUCAACCAAAUGUAAGUCAGGUGGCUGCUGCUGCCUCACCAUUGCCACCACCACCUCCCCCUGUGCCUGCCCCACCACCACCCCAAGCACCCCCAAAGCCUCUCAUGACAGCUCUCCCCCCACAGCCUAGCAGGAAGGCAGCGUCACCAGGGGUCUCACACAUCACCUCCCCUGUGCCAGUUCCCUUGCCUCUUGCAAGUAAGAAACAGCCAAGUGUCACAUCUCCCCAGGUGCCUCCGCUGCCCCCGGCCCCUCUGGGCCCCACUCCUCCCCCAACAUUUCCAAAGCAGCAGAGUUUUUCUAUGAAGCCUCCCCCAUCACCUCAAUCCCCAGUGCUGUCAGUAGUGAAGCAGAUAGUCAGCCAGUUCCCACCUCCUCCCACCCCACCUGCCACUGAGCCCCAGCCUCUGAAACCCCUUCCUUUGAGUGUGGCUCCCCAGUCACCUCCAGCGGUGAAGGCAAAACCCAAAUGGCAGCCUGCCUCUGCUCCCUCACCGGAUUUCCCACCUCCUCCACCAGAGAGCAGCUUAGUGUUUCCUCCUCCGCCUCCUUCCCCAGCUACCUCUGCAGGUUCUCCCCCCCCUGACAAAUCAGGGUCUCCAGUCAAAAAGACCAGCAAGACAUCAAGCCCUGGAGCAAAGAAACCACCUCCAACACCUCAGCGGAACUCCAGCAUCAAGUCCACCAGCUCCACUGAGUACAGUGAGUCCAAGAGACCUUCAGUGGACCACCUUGUCAGCAAAUUUGCACACCCACCAGAGCCAUCAGGGUCUCCAUCAAAGGAGUCAUCACCUCCUGUGGCCCCUCCAAAGCCCGGAAAGCUCAAUCUCUCUGGUGUGAGCUUGCCCAUCGUCCUUCCGCAGGGAGGGAUCCCGGCCAAGGCUCUUGCUCCAGGUGUAUCAGGGAAGGAACCUAUGGUUGAAUUUCCUUCUCCGCCGUCGGAUUCAGACUUUCCACCACCACCACCUGAAAUAGAUCUUCCUCUCCCCCCCGUUGAGAUACCAUCCGUGUUUUCAGGCAGCACUUCUCCAAAAGUUGCUGUGGUCAACCCUCAGCCUCAGGCGUGGUCGAAACCAUCAGUUAAAAAAGCUCCACCACCCACACGUCCGAAGCGGAACGACAGCACUCGGCUGACACAGGCAGACGUCGCAGAGUCACCGGCAACACCUGGCCCCCAAGUGCCCACUUCACCCAAGUCUAGCCUUAGCGUUCAGCCAGGAUUCCUGGCAGACCUCAACCGGACGCUGCAGCGGAAAUCCAUCACCCGGCACGGCUCCCUCUCCUCUGCCCGGAUGUCCAGAGCAGAGCCCACUGCCACCAUGGACGACAUGGCCUUGCCGCCGCCCCCACCGGAGCUUCUGGCCGAUCAGCAGAAGACGAGCAGCUUCGGGGGCAGCCACAUAUCUGGCUAUGCAACAUUACGGAGGGGGCCACCCCCCGCGCCUCCCAAGAGGGAUCAGAACACUAAGUUGUCACGGGACUGGUAGUCGGUCACCCAGGGCCGGUGCUCUCCAUGACUUGUGGCUGCUCUGUGACCAGCCAACCCGUGAUGUUGUGCACUUGGAGAGAAUGUGGGGACGUGGAUAAUAGCCCUGUCAAAAGAGGUGAUCUCAAACUGUAGUCAAGGCUAAAGAUAGACAUUCCCCCCUUAUGGCUAGGCCAAAACAGUUGGGGGCAGGGGGUUGUCAGUAUUUUAUUGGGGGAGGUGGGUAGAGAGGUGUUGACUUAACAUUUUCAAUUUCUUUUACCCUUCAUAUGGAUUGGACCAAAAUCCCUUUUUCUUACUUUUUCUGCAUUUGGGGGGGAAGAUAAUUUUUUGUAGUGUCUGUCCAUGUGAGACAUGUUUGUGCAUGUAUUAUAAGUGUAGGUAUAUAAUAUAUUGUGAUAUAUUUCAUUGCAAUUAUAGAAGAUAACCAGAAUGUUUUUGUAGAUCCGUAUUUAUUGUUUCAGUCGCUAUGUUAUUGGGAAUCGGACUCUGUAACCAAUCUGAUUGUAAAGAUGAAACUGUCGGGGGCACUUUAAAGAAAGAAGGAGAAAGGAAGAAAGGAAAAAAAAAAAGCAGGGAAAACAAACAAACAAACAAUUUGGCAGUUUGUGAUGGGUAAAUGGUGCAGAGUUGAGUCUGCUAGUAACUGCACGCUGGUCAUUGAUUAAAAAUGCAAACACAACAUACCAAAACAUUCUGGUCAUAAUACUACUGAAAACGAGUAUGUUAUGAGGAAGAAAAUAGAUUUUAUAUAUAGUGGGCUGGAGUGAAAUAUAUUUAUACUAUAAAGAACCUCCCCCUUCCUUCCAAAUAGUUUAAAAAUAUACACUGCUACAAAUUAAUUUGAAGUUAUUUGUCCAUGAAUAACUAGGAGAAGUACAUCUAUUCCAAUCCAUUAUGCAUCUUGACUUUAUAGUAGGCUUGAUCAUUUGUUUUUAUGACACAAGGUGACUAUUUCUGUUAACCCCUUCUGAAAGCUGCCAGGACUCCUGCAACCAGUGCCGACCCACAAGGCUGACCCCUGUGGAUGCACCACUUGUACGUGUAACUCUUUCCCUGAACAAACAGGUAGGUUUUGGCAGUGUUACGUUCUCAACUGAACAUACCUAGCGCAGUCUCAUGCUGUCUGUGCCCAGUAAGAUGUGUUACCGUUACAGAAACAAGUGUCUGGAAACAGUUAAAAGUACUGUUUGUAAUUCAUUAGUAGCUGUCAGAAAAUAUUACUUUCUAGAAAGAGAGAAAGUAUUGGUAACUUGAGGCAAACACAGCUGCAGUUUCUUUUCUCUGACGUACCAGGAACUGUGACCAACACAUAGAGCUGUUAAUUAUGAAGUUGUACUUCUAACAGCCAAGGGGAGGACUGGAAAAAAAAAUCUUUGAGAGGCAAUAAUGUUUGCAGACAGUUUUAAGGGGCUGCAUGAGUAGGAAAUAUUUGCUUUGGUGUUUUUUUUGUUUGCCACAGAGUCACAAUCACGGCAUCAGGUACCACAGUCCUUUUUUUGUACUUUGGAAGUUUCACGAUGCUGCUUUAGCCAUGGUUUGGACACAGUAAGUUAGUGCAGUUAGCGUAAGUGCUCUUGUGUGUUAUGCAUGCUCCGUACAGGGUAGUGGUAUACAAUCUAUGUAGGUUAAGCAGAAUAUCGGGCCUGUACCCAGGUCAUCCUUGGUUGUUACAACUUCCUUGGUCACAACAGGGAUGCUGUCAAGGCUCAGAUGUCAAAAGGAUUUUAUUAUUGUUUACCUUUUCUCUAAAAGCAAGUAUUAUUACAUGCUUUCCUUCCCACAAAAAGUGAAACAAAGGCAGUAGUUUAACCUGACGGUGUCUUCAAGCGUUAAAGUAAGGUACAAGCUAAGCUCGUGGUAGAGAAAUUCUGGCUGAUAGAAAUAUUGUGAGAGGGCUUGCUGUUCCUUUUUUAUAGUUUUUUAAAAAUCUAAAUAAUAAAAUAAAUGUCUUUGUGAAUAAUUUAUCAAUAGGAAAAAGUUUGCCAAUUAGAAGGAAAAAUGACGCAUCUAUAACUAUAUAAUUUUAAAUAAGUGCAUCAUGAAAAGAGAAAAAUCAAUGGUGCUGUUUCUGCCUUCCUGUUUCAUAUCCCUUCUUGAAAUCUCUUUCAGCACCUCUGGAAAUUAUUUUAGUAUUUCAGACUAGUUUUUUUGAGCAAUAAGGAUAUACCAUUGUGUGCAUUUUUAAAGCACUGCUGUGGAAAGGCACUUUUUUUCUAUCUUUCAGAUUGUUCGCAAAUUUCUGUUUCUACUACUUUUGUGCUUAUGAAGUGUCCUUAAAAGCAUUUAUGUUGUUGAUUUUGAGCAUAGUCAGUAUAGCUGGCUAAUAAGUUAAUAGAAAAAUUGUUAAGCUAUACUGGAAUUCAUGGGUGCUGUAAUUUUCUACGUUGGUCCUUCUGCUGCUUUGUACUGUAUACAGCUCCAGGGGCUCGUACCCACCAGUGGUGCAAAAUGUGUGCAGACACAGUUACAACUCCCCAGCUGAUACUGGCAGUAGGCAGGUGGCACAUUCUCUGCUCCCUGGUAGGGUGCAAAUGUGAGUUGAUGCAGUGCGUGCUCCCAGACGAGAGCAAUCAGGGAAUUCUGCUUAUCUCCUCUUUCUUUCUCUGCAAAACAGUUCUGUUGGUGUGUGAUGGUUCCAUUUUUUUUUCUUCUGUUCAUUCAGUGCAGGUGCCUCUGGGAUUUGCAUUUGGCAGAGCAAUGUUUUGAGUGCAGGUUUUUCUGAGGUGUUUGAGCUUUGUUCUUUUAAUGUUCCUGUGCCCGAGUUCAUUUACCCACUAUCUCCCACGAGACGGUAAAUCCAUGCUUAAUUUUGCAGGCUACUAAAGAGCUUGCUGGGAGACAGAAAUUGAACACCAACUUUACAGCACAAAGAAUGAGCAUCAGCAAAGGUGGCACCCUUCUUAGUACAGCUUCCUUCAUUAGUAAGUAGUCAUAUAGAAAUAUAGCAAGUGGCUGCAGCUUUCCUUCUGAUGAGCACUGAAAUCUGGAUACAGAGUGGUUUGGAAAAUCUGGAUGCCUUUUCUCCUUCUGAGACCUGUUGACAUAACUUGCUUUUCUAGUGUAUUUACUGCUUUUAUGACAGCACAUCUGCAUGCCUUAUUUACAAGCUGUUUUUUGCCCUUGUGCACUGGUUUCAGAAUUCUACCAUUUUCUUUGCUAAAAUCAUCAGAAAACAAAGGAGCCAAAUUUCAGACAUGCAGGAAGAUGCUUCUUGCUGCAAAUGCGGGGCUAUGUUUUGGCACUGUUCAAAUGAACAAGUGAGGGCCGAGCUAGCACCCUCUGUACACAAAGAUGGCACAUGGUUUCAUCCUAGAAUGCUGAAAAUGGAUAGCCCUAAUUACAUGUAUGUGUACAAUUUGACUCAAUGUCAGGGAAAGCCUUGCUUCUGCAGGAGUUGGUGAAAGCAGAUAGUGGCAUUCUGCACACUCUGUUCCAGUGCCUGUUCUUUCAGAUUUCCUCCAGUGGUGACAUCUGCCUCUACGGGUAGCUGGGCUCUGUUCAUCCAGCAGAGAGCAGAGUUCACUCCGUGUGGUGUGGGCAUAGAAAGCAGGGGCUCACUGACUUCCCUUUAAUUCUGCUCUUGGGGGAUUGCUUUUGAAGGGAAAAACUAGGCUCUCCUAACAGCAGUAACAAGAGGAGAGAAAAGAUGUAACAAGAAAGCUCUUUAGCAAGUGGUUCUAAACAAAUAAUUGGUAAUACGUUUGAGAUGGACGUGCCAGUCUUCUGUUUUGCCUUUCAAACCAGGAAGGAGGCACAAGACCCACAAAAAAGAAAGUAAUCUAGUUAUUUCAAUUCUUUACAUGGAAAUUACCUGCUUUCCUCUGCGCAGUAGCUUCCUCGUGCAACAAAAGACUACUUGCUCUAACGUGGUGCACAGCCCCAAAGCCAAAGAGCUCCUCUCCUGAACUUACUGUGCAGUGUCCUGCAGAGCACCAGGGAACGACAACAAGGUACCUGAAUCACUUUGUCUUCAGGACUAAUGGGAGAGGGAGCAAUUUUUUAACAAGUGCAUUUUAAGAUUUACUGUUGUGGAGUUGCACGUGUGGAGUUUUGUUGUUGUUGUUUUCCUAAUUUCUUUGUUCUGUGCUCUUAGGCAACCAGGUAGCACAGAUCAGAGUGGCCAGUCUUGCUCUGGGUUAAAAUUAUUUCUUUACACAGUUAAAGGAACCAAAAGUGCUGUUUCAACUGCAGAAGGGCAAAAAAGAUUUUUUUUCUGCUUAUUACAGAAAACUGCAUAGAUUUAAAUUGUUGUACAGUAGUAAAGCAGUACUACAAUGCAGUAGUGCCAUUACUGGUAAAAUUCUCUUAUUCAAAGUAAGAUAAAUGGGUCUUACUUGAGCAUUACUUCCAGUAGUGAGUCACAUUAAAAUCAGUUGCAUCUCCUUGAUUAAUUGGGACAUUGUAUGGCUUUAACUAUAUCUUGAGAACAUUUGCUGUGGUAGAGAAUAAGAUUUACCAUCUGAAAAUAUUGCUAACAUAGAGCCAAAUUCCUAGAGCUGUAGUGGUAUUUUUAUUCAAUUUGUUACCUGCAGAAUUUUCAACACUUGAUGCUCUUCCUGGUUUUUAGUAUUUACUUCCAAGUAGCAGCAGUAGUUUGUAAAGGUAUUUUCUGUUUGGCAUAAAUAUGCUGAUAAGAUGGAAGUCACACACGUGUGCUUUCUUGCAGUUCUGUCUCAGUCCAAACAUGAGCAAUGUGAACUCCUGCCAGAAUGUAGUAAAGACAGUGAAGAUGUGAUCAGAACAAAUGAGCAUUUUUGUUUUCUUGGUGGUGGUUUUUCCUUUUUUUUUUUCCCCUCUCAUUGUGAAGAUGUAGAGUUAUAUUCUUGUUCAAACAGUGCUCCUGACCUGGGGACAAGGGCAGUUUUAUUUCUUUGGUUGUAGGAGCUUCCUUAUUUGUGGCUCCUGGUGUUCAGUUUUGUGUUCCUUUUUUCACUUGGAGUAGACUGCAAUCCAGAGAGCAUUUAACACUACAGCUUUCCCUUACAAGCUUCUAUAAAAUGCUGGUGCUUUUUAAACUUUCUAUUUUAGAAGUAUAAGUACAUUUUUCUAAAACAAUUUUCCUUUCUGAAUUCCUUUUCUCCUUUAGUUAAAAAAAAAUAAGUGACAAAACCAGCAUUACAGUGCAGGGGUCAGCACUCACUAAUACUGCAAUCCAAUGAGACACAGGCUUUGUCUAGUUUUGAAAAGUUUUAAGCCACUAAAUUGCAAAUGAUUGGCCAUCAUAUGUAAAAUUAAAGUAACUGCCACUAAUGUGAGAAAAAUAAGUAGGACAAGGAUUCAGUGAGCUCUGUUUGUGGGAAUUGUAUGUCCUCAAUGAGGAGAGCUAGAGAAGAACUGGAAGGAACAGGAGCUGGUGCUGCAUCUAUGCCCAGUCCCCUACAGCAGGAAUUUAGUGAGGGGAAUGAGUGAGAAGAAACUGGAACAACAGAUUUUGGAAACCCCCUUAAGUGUUAACACUUAAAGGCAACCUGUCUGUUGCACUUUGGAAUUGAACCAACUGUUCCUUGGAGUGGAAAAUAGUUCUCUCUCACUCAGGAAUUCCGAAGAUGCCAAAGAUGCAUUCAGAGCUACAUUUCAGGUACGCAGAUGUGCUUGCAGCAGCUGCUCCUGAGGCUAAGCUGCCAGGGGCUGCAGCUGCUGUGUGGCAGGAGAGCAGGGCUGCUGCUGUCAGCUGCCCUGCAGCCCUUGCUUUGACUCACCAUUGUAGGUAAGUGAGUACAGAGUACAGACGUGCAAGGGGCGUGGGCAAAGGCCGGUUUAGCUAGAGAACCUGUGCUCAAAGACUCCCUUGUUGCUAAUUUGGUGCAGCACUUUUUAAAUUAAAAGUAAAAGGAAAAUCAAUACUUUCACAAGUUACAAUUGUAAUCUUAGCUUUCGUCCUAGUGGACUGCCAUGGAGCAGAAAUUAACUGGAGCAGCGGAUUGUUUUAUGGCUUACAGUAACUACUGGUAGCAGCCACUAGUGAUAUCCUGUACGAUACUGGGGAUGCAAAUGUAAGAAGAAAGUGUCACUGCAAUGAUGAUCUGUCUAUACAGCAAACUUGUGAUGAGUGCUGUAAAUACAUUCAUGUUUACUGCUUUAAAAAAGAAAAUUGCACAUUCUGUCUUUCAAUGGGAUUGCCUCCCCUCUUCUUCCCUUUCCAAAAAAGAAAUAUCAAAGCUCUUUUAGACUGCUAGCUUCAGGUUGGGGGGAGCUUUGCCAUAUUAUAAAUAUAUAUAAAUAUAUGUAUAAAUAUACUUUUUUAAGCAUGAGAGAGGACAAAAGAAAUACAUUAUAGAGUACCCAAUAUAGAUCAUUAUACAAUGGAAUAUGCACAAUUCAAUAAAGAUGUAGUUAAAUUUAAUAAUUUGUUUUAA
This is a messenger RNA of Lagopus leucura (white-tailed ptarmigan), 10228 nucleotides long. It is a transcript of the gene RAPH1, whose product is annotated as Ras association (RalGDS/AF-6) and pleckstrin homology domains 1. The record is from RefSeq and is a predicted model, not a curated record. Gene Ontology annotation, cellular component: cytosol; plasma membrane. Bases 106 to 3870 code for a protein of 1254 amino acids. NCBI's taxonomy places the organism in Eukaryota, Metazoa, Chordata, Aves, Galliformes, Phasianidae. The transcript is spliced from 14 exons. Gene Ontology annotation, biological process: signal transduction.